Vitis riparia (riverbank grape) is the source of this 2478-nucleotide messenger RNA. RefSeq names its product far upstream element-binding protein 2. The record is from RefSeq and is a predicted model, not a curated record. Gene Ontology annotation, cellular component: cytoplasm. The coding region runs from base 87 to 2159 and encodes 690 amino acids. Gene Ontology annotation, molecular function: mRNA binding. Lineage: Eukaryota; Viridiplantae; Streptophyta; Magnoliopsida; Vitales; Vitaceae. The transcript is spliced from 6 exons. Gene Ontology annotation, biological process: regulation of gene expression.
UCCUCACCCAAUUCCCUCUCUCCGUCUUCUAGGGUUUCGAAACCCUACCCACUCUCUCUCUCUCUCACUCUCUCUCUACAUCAUCAAUGGCUGAAGAAGUACAGUACUCGUCUGGUACGGACGCUACCAACAAGCGUAAGUACGAGGACCAAACGACGCCGUCUCAGCCAUCCACUCGCCGCCCCACCGGCUUCUCGGCUCCGAUCUCCACUCCCUCUCCAGACUCCUCUCACGCCCCGCCCUCAUACAACAGUGUUCCGCCUCCCGCAGAUGAGAUCCAGCUCGCCAAGCAGCGCGCGCAGGAGAUCGCUGCUCGCCUUUUCAGCAACGCCAGCAACACCGAAGCUAAGCGCCCUCGCGUCGAGAAUGGUGCCGGUGCUGGUGGGUUUGAUUCCGGUGAUAAGGGGUUCAGCUCUGUUCCUUCUGAUGUUGGACAGAAGCCUAUGAUUUCGACUCCUUCGGCAAUUCCAGUUUCUUAUGGUUACCAGGGUACGAGCAAAAAGAUUGAUAUACCGAAUGGGAGGGUUGGUGUUAUUAUUGGGAAAGGUGGAGAGACUAUCAAGUAUCUUCAGCUUCAGUCUGGAGCUAAGAUUCAGGUCACUAGGGAUAUGGAUGCGGAUCCUAAUUCCCCAACCCGGUUGGUGGAGCUCAUGGGUACUCCGGACCAAAUUGCAAAGGCAGAGCAAUUGAUUAACGAUGUUCUUUCUGAGGCUGAAGCAGGGGGGUCUGGCAUAGUUUCUCGAAGGUUAACUGGUCAGGCUGGGUCUGAACAAUUUGUGAUGAAAGUACCAAAUAACAAGGUUGGUCUGAUAAUUGGUAAAGGCGGUGAGACCAUUAAAAAUAUGCAAGCCAGGACAGGAGCUCGUAUUCAGGUGAUACCUUUGCAUCUCCCCCCUGGUGAUACAUCAAUGGAGAGAACUGUACAAAUAGAUGGCACCAGUGAACAGAUUGAGUCUGCUAAACAGUUGGUCAAUGAAGUCAUCAGUGAGAAUCGUAUCAGAAAUCCAGCAAUGGCUGGAGGAUAUCCUCAGCAAGGCUACCAAGCCCGACCUCCAUCGGGCUGGGGUGCCCCUCCUGGUGCUCCUCCAAUGCAGCAACCUGGUUAUAGCUAUGCGCAGCCUGGAUCCUAUCCUGGUCCUUCACCCCAGUAUAACAUGUCUCAGCCAGCGUAUGCCGGCUAUUCUCAACCUAAUGCCACUGGUUGGGACCAGACGGCUGCCCCACCAAGUCAGCAGACAACUCCAGGAAGUGGCUAUGAUUACUAUGGCCAACAGCAGACUCAACAGCAGCAGCAAGCCCAUGGUGGUCCUUCUGGUCCAGCUGAUAACUCUGGUUACAAUUACAAUCAACCACCAGCUUCUGGAUAUAAUCAACAGGGGCAAGGUUAUCCUCAGGAUGGCUAUGGUGGUGGGUAUCACGCACCUGCUCCUCAACCUGGCUAUGGUCAGCCUCAGCCAAUUCCAGGAUAUGAUCAGCAGCAAGGUUAUAAUUCUGCAACUGGUUAUGGUAAUGUGGCCAACCCAACACAAGAGGGGCACACUACCUCCUAUGGAGCUCAAGGGGAGACUGGUCAAGCACCACCUUCUGUCCAGCCCUCUGCAAUUGGUCAGCAAGGAUACAACACUCAGCAGCCUAGUCCAAGCCCUGCAAGUUAUCCGCCUCAAGGAUCUAAUCAGCCAGCGUAUGGGAUGCCCCCAACUUCCCAAACUAGUUUUGGGAGUCAAGCACCAGCCCAGUCUGGCUAUACCACCAACUAUGGACCACCACAGGCUCAGAAGGCACCAGCCAAUCCACCAGUUUAUGGACAAACCCAACAGUCCCCCAGUGCCCAGGGAGGCUAUGCCCAGCCUGCUCCUGUGCAGCCUGGUUAUCCCCAUUCUCAGCAGCCGCCUGCUCAGUCUGGGUAUGCUCAAACCGAUUCCAGUACCCAGCGAGCCGCACCGUCCAGUUAUGGAACAGCAGCUGGUCAGCCAGGGUAUGGAGGACCUUCAGCUUACAGUGCACCAACAGUGACUCAGGCAGGUUAUGGGCAGCAGCCCCCAUACAGUGGCUCAUAUGGUGGCGGUUAUUCACAGCCUCCAAUGUAUGCUGCGGAUGCAACUCCAACUUCUCAGCCUGCACAACAGAGUGGGGUUGCCAAAACAUCGCCCCAGAGCUGAGAGAGAAUGGACUGUGGUGGGUGGUAGGGCACAUUUUGUUGCUGAUGAAUUUGUUACCCGUUAGUCUUUUAGGUUUUAGUAUUUGUAGUAUUUGAGAGAGCAUUUUCAGAUGCAGAUACUUGAAAAGGUAAGGAUUUUUGUUUCUAGUUGUUGAUUUUGCGACUCUGGUUGUGUUUAGUCUUAAAAACUAGAACAACUUGUUUUGUGGCUCAGGCUGGUUGUAUUUCAUGAGCGCACACAAGCCUAUAUAUGCUUUGUGCUGUUCAUUUUUAUUUGAACUUGCAGCAUGGGAUGACAGAUGACAGGUUGGUUUUUUUUU